Molecule: messenger RNA, 2338 nt
Organism: Mollisia scopiformis
Lineage: Eukaryota; Fungi; Ascomycota; Leotiomycetes; Helotiales; Mollisiaceae
Exons: 6
Coding region: 257-2098 (613 amino acids)
Molecular function (GO): protein binding
Source: RefSeq, a predicted model, not a curated record
CGACCCGAUCUGCUAAACCACCACCGAGUGAUCCAAUCAAGCUCUGCUCUGGGCAGGUUUACAAGCUAAAGCCAUGUAUGGGCAUAAUCUGAGUGCGGCGCAGUAUGAAGCGCUUUCCAAACGAGUGAUGGGACGAGAUGCUUACAUACCCCCAUCCUUCUGCUGCUGCUCCUUCUCUCUUGGAUCCUUCUUCUUUUGUGAUUGUUGUUCUUGUUGAUCUGUGUUUUUGAUCGCCUUUGCAUUCGCGAUCUUCAUCAUGAUGCUGCGGUGGUGUUUCUUUGCUGCAUUUACGAGCUUUGUGCUGGGUCAAGAUACCAAUUAUUUCGCGGAACGGGACGAGGAUGGGAUCCAGGCACGGCAGCAGCCUGGUGUGGUAUCCUCAUCGGAUUUUCUGAGGAGAGCGUACCAUGGCUCGGUCGUGGUAGGAGAUUAUGUUUAUAUUGAUGGAGGAGCAUUUUCGUACAUGAGUAGUGGUUCACCAGUCUAUGAUUACUCUACGACGACUUUAUCGAUCGGCCUCAGUAGUUCUUGGACGAAUGCAUCGGUGGUCAUAAAUUCGAAUUCGAAACCAAGCGGGGUACCGAACCUUGACGAUAACACUCUCUGGUACGACUCGAGUUCGAAUUCUCUGCUGGCUGGAUUUGGCGGUGCUGCCCCGCGAUUCAAUACCCCGUCACCUUAUGCCUUGGGAUUAUGGUCUUUUGCGCUCGAUGGGCAAGGAGGGGGAACAUGGAGUGCAAUCACAGCUGCUACGACAUCACUUCGGAAAUCGUUCACUAGACCAUAUCAAGGACUUUCAACAUGGGGAGGAGACAGCGCUUUCACAAUUGGAGGGUAUAUUAAUGAUUUGACGAGCCCGGCGACUGCCAACUAUACCGGAAGCGAGCCAUUACCGGGAAUUGUUCAGUAUAACAUGACAUCUGGCACUUUCAAGAAUUCCAGCGCAGCAGGUUAUAACUUCAACGGUACCGCUGAGAGAGGAGUAUUGCAUUACGUUCCAUCGUUUGGUCCAGAGGGAAUUUAUGUUCUGCUCGGUGGUGAUAUCUCGGGUUACCAAGGUUAUACUGCAGGCUCCGAUCUUCAGUCCUUCUCCAGUCUAACAAUCUAUGAUCCUGCUUCCGGAAACUUUUAUAAUCAGACGGCCACGGGAAAUAUCCCUCAAGCCAGGAUUGAGUUUUGCGCUACUGGGAUCAACUCUACGAAUGAGACAUAUGAGAUAUUCAUGUACGCAGGAUGGGGAAGUAACCUCGGAUCCGCUGCACUACCUUUUGAUGAGAUUUACAUCUUGACUUUACCCGCUUUCGAAUGGAUCAAAGUAAACUACGCUCCAGCACAUCCCAGACAUGGCCACUCCUGCCACACAGUCGGCAACCGCCAAAUGUUGGUCAUCGGCGGAGUCGAUUCCUCAGCAGACAGCACCUCUUCCUCCGCACCAACUCUCGACAAAGCGACUUUCGCAACCGCAGACCAAUUUACACAAGGUCUCGCUAUCUUCGACAUGACCGACUUGACUUGGUCUAGCGGAUAUGACGCUAAUGCCGCUGAAUACGAACAAUCUGAUUCCGUGCAAACUUUCUAUUCAUCACGCACAUCCAAAGAUCCCACAACCUGGGGCUCACCCGCACUCCAAACCCUCUUCCAAACCACCCACUUCACAGCCGCAACAAACACCUCAACCAACACAACCUCAACCUCAACCCCAAUCCCCACCCCAUCCUCCAAAUCCUCCUCCUCCAACGCCGGGGCCAUCGCAGGCGGUGUCGUCGGCGGCGUAGCCGGCCUGGCCCUCCUCGCCGGCCUAGGCUGGUUCUUCUUCCGGCGCCGCCAAAAGAAGAACACCAACACCGCCGAGCUGGCCGCGAACGGAGAAGCGAACAAUGCCGUCCCCGGCACGGGUACUACGUUCGCGGGACACCCGGUCACGGAUUACAAGUACCAGCCGGUGGCGGGGCCGAAUGGCACUUAUGCGAGUCCGACGAUGUCGGAGGUGCAUGCUGAUCCGGUGGCGCAUCAGAUGCCUACGCCGUCGGAUUAUGGGGGUGGGGGACAUCAGUUUGCGAGUGAGUUGGAGACGAGGGAGCAGCAUGAGUUGCCUUGAGGUGGUGGUUAGCUGAUAGAUAUUGACUGAGGGGAUGCGCGAGAUAGAUUGAGAGUGAUUGGUUGAAGAUACACCUUUUUGGAGUUGUAUACCAAAUUGGUACCUCAACAACAUCCGCUGAAUAGAGACAGAAGAGAGGAAGGACGAAGAUGAGAGUUCAGCGAAGGAGAGGGUGACUUGUACUAUUCAACGAGAUGAUGCCCAUAUACAUAUAUAUAAUGAAUGUCCUUAUGAACCUCC